This is a messenger RNA of Nerophis lumbriciformis (worm pipefish), 1029 nucleotides long. The record is from RefSeq and is a predicted model, not a curated record. Lineage: Eukaryota; Metazoa; Chordata; Actinopteri; Syngnathiformes; Syngnathidae.
AUGGACAUCUCCCCCACCACGAGGGAAGGGCCACCUGCAGCAAUACCAGCCUUGGUUGCCAGGAGUAACAUGAAGGGCUUUGGUGUUGAAGUUUCUGAAGACUCUGAUAGCGACAGCUCCUCUUCAGGCUCCUCUGUUUCAUCUACAACUGUGUUUGAAAGUAUCGCUGACGAUGAGUGUUUAAGCCAACCAAUUCCCUUUAAAACGAAAGAUGAAAUUUUACUUGAGGAUUUGCCAGCAGUGGAGGAGCUUACUGUUUCACUACCAGAUGAUGUCGAAAUAAUGCCAGCAGGAGAAAUAUCUAGUAUCAUAAAGCAGCUUGUAAUAAUCCAGUCUCUGAAAAACUCUCCUCCUCUGACGGAUGACAGCAUCAUCUUUCGAUCUGAUCGACUAGCUUUGGGCAAGGUUUUCGAAGUCUUCGGUCCUGUAUCUAGGCCACUCUAUAUCUUGCGUUUUAAUUCUCCUGAUGAGCUAAGCAGUAAGGGACUGACACUUGGACUGAUGGUUUACUACGCACCAGAUAUGAAGGAGUACACUGGAUACAUCCUCCUACAACAACUUCAACUUUUCAAAGGCUCAGAUGCAUCCUGGAAAAAUGAUCAAGAACCACCACAAGAGGCUUUAGACUAUAGCGAUGAUGAGAUGGAGCAGCAAGCAAAAAAGAACGUUAAAAAAUCCAGAAAGACACACAACAACAAAGAUGGUCUCCGACCAAACAGUCAGCUGCCUCACCGUAUGACAUCAAAACAUAAAGGAUCUCUGUUCAGGCACCACAAUGUGAACAACAAUCAACAACCUUAUUGCCACUCAAAUCAACCAACUCUGCACACAAAUGUCCCUUCUGAGUACAGUGCUCCUCCCACCUAUUAUCCACCCCAUCCACCACCCCCACUCACCUUCCCUCACUACCCCCCACCAUCAUUCUUUAGUCCAUCAUACGCCUCUCAUCUCUGGCCACCAAACUGUGUCCCAUUCUCAGAACUGCCUCCUCCUCCCCCUCCUCCGCCCCCUCCACCCCCUCCUCAGUGA